Messenger RNA from Vicia villosa (hairy vetch), 990 nucleotides. RefSeq lists its product as uncharacterized. Bases 1 to 990 code for a protein of 329 amino acids. The transcript is spliced from 5 exons. The record is from RefSeq and is a predicted model, not a curated record. NCBI's taxonomy places the organism in Eukaryota, Viridiplantae, Streptophyta, Magnoliopsida, Fabales, Fabaceae.
AUGGCUCGUCCUAUGGAAAAAAUUAAGGACAUCAACGACACCAAAGAGUUGUGGAAAGUGGCGGUGAGAGUUUCCCAUAAAUGGAAGGUAGUCUCCAACAACAAGGAGCACUUUGAAAUGAUAUUUGAAGACAAAGAGGGUUCUGAUAUCCACGUUGUUGUUCCAACUACAUGCAUGGCCGCAUACACUGAGAAGUUUGAGGUGGACCGGACCUAUACUGUGUCUAAUUUUUCUGUGCAGCCUAAUAACUUAGUUUUCAAACCAAGUUCCCACAAGUUCUUAGUGAAAUUUACUGGAGGAACUGCUGUUGGUGAUGUUGACAAACAUAACAUACCCCCCAAACCACGCCCCUUCACCAGUUUUCCUGACAUCAUUAACGGGAACUUUCAGAAGAAUGUACUCAUUGGUAAAACUGCAUCACGAUACCAUUUCCUUUUGCAUUAUAUAGUAGCUCAAUUACUUAUGUUCUUUGUUUUCAAUAAUCCAUCAGAUGUUAUUGGUAUGCUUGAAAGUGUUGGGUAUCAACAGACGCAAAUUGGUGGGAAAAAGUUUCAGGCUAAUUUCGUACUCCGAGAUGCAAGCAACAACACCAUAAAUUGCACCCUCUGGGAAGACUAUGCUAAACAGUUUUUUAAGUUUAACGAGGACAACUCUGCGAAAACUGGGCCGAUUGUUAUUAUGAUUCAGUAUGCUAAAGUAAAAGAAGCUGGACAAUACCCUCUCUCCGUUACCAACACAUUCCAUGUUACGAAGCUUCUUAUCAACGCGGAUUUGCCGACUGUCAAGGACUUCGUUAAAACAUUCCCAAAGGAAUCGUUGCGCGUCGUUUCUACGCAACUGACCUCUCAGUCUCAACAAUACUCCCGCACAUCCACAAAUGAUAAUGUUGGACAAAGUCAUCUGCAGAAAUUGCUCAACGGGGCUAUUUCUGUACCACUCAGUGAGAUGAAGAAAAUCCGCGACGUAAAGAGGCGUAAAUCUGAAUUAUAA